AUGCAGUGGUACUUUGUUGCCGUACUUCUCACGAUUCUCACCAGCUCUCAGGGCAUUUUGACAACUCUAUCUCAAACUAAUGGAAAGUAUUUGUACGACUAUGCGACUGUACCAUUUCUUGCUGAAGUUUUUAAGCUGGUGCUUUCUAGUUUAUUUCUUUGGAGACAGUGUCGGAUAUCACCGUCAACAAGGAUGACUACCGAAUGGAAGAGUGUGCGCUUAUAUGUUGUUCCUUCAAUCAUAUAUCUAAUUCAUAACAAUGUUCAGUUUGCUACACUGACUUAUGUGGAUACAUCCACAUAUCAGAUAAUGGGUAAUUUAAAGAUCGUUACCACUGGGAUAUUAUUCAGGCUAUUCCUGAGGAGGAGACUCUCUAAUCUGCAGUGGAUGGCAAUUAUUCUAUUAGCUGUUGGAACAACCACAAGCCAGGUUAAAGGUUGUGGAGAAGUGUCCUGUGAUUCUCUGUUUGCAGCUCCAAUCCAAGGCUACUUGUUGGGGACACUGUCUGCUUGCCUAUCAGCACUAGCAGGUGUUUACACAGAGUUUCUGAUGAAGAAGAACAAUGAUAGCUUGUACUGGCAAAAUGUACAAUUAUAUACAUUUGGCUCAAUAUUCAACCUGGCUCGGCUUGUUCUCGAUGAUUACAGAGGUGGCUAUGAGAAUGGAUCUUGGUGGCAACGCCUUUUCAAUGGCUACAGUAUUACAACUUGGAUGGUUGUUUUGAAUCUUGGAUCCACUGGCUUGUUGGUUUCAUGGUUGAUGAAGUAUGCUGACAAUAUUGUGAAGGUGUAUUCUACAUCAAUGGCAAUGCUGCUAACAAUGGUUUUGUCUGUGUACCUCUUUAGCUUCAAGCCUACUUUGCAGCUUUUCUUGGGUAUUAUCAUCUGUAUGAUGUCACUGCACAUGUAUUUUGCCCCUCCAAACAUGCUUGUGGAUUUGCCUACGCAAGUCAGAGCUGCUCCUGAGAGCCUGAAAGAAGUAACAGUUGAACGAAGAACAGAUUCCUGA
Molecule: messenger RNA, 1008 nt
Organism: Dovyalis caffra
Lineage: Eukaryota; Viridiplantae; Streptophyta; Magnoliopsida; Malpighiales; Salicaceae
Source: the annotation of a GenBank genome assembly